AGUCACUGUCGCUGGCCGGGCAAGGGGCAUUGGGUAGACCAGCUGCCUCCAAAGCCCCCUGAUCCAGUGUGGAAGUGGUGAAGGGUUCCUGAUGCUCCGGAUUUGUCGUGUGCUCUGCUCCCGAGCUGGCCCCUCCCCGGGGGGCUGGCAGCCCCUCAGCUUUGAUGGUGGGGCCUUCCACCUCAAGGGCACGGGAGAACUGACCCGGGCUUUGCUGGUGCUACGGCUGUGUGCCUGGCCGCCUCUGGUCACCCACGGCCUGGCGCUCCAAGCCUGGUCUCAGCGACUCCUGGGCUCCCGGCUCUCGGGUGCGCUUCUCCGAGCAUCCAUCUACGGGCAGUUUGUGGCUGGUGAGACUGCCGAGGAGGUGAGGGGCUGUGUCCUACAGCUCCAGAACCUAGGACUGCGGCCUCUGCUGGCAGUGCCCACUGAGGAGGAGCCAGACUCGGCUGUCAAGACGGGCGAGGCCUGGUAUGAAGGGAACCUCAGCGCGAUGCUGCGAUGCGUGGACCUGUCACGAGGCCUCCUGGAGACCCCUGACCCGACGGGAACCGCCCUGAUGCAGCUGAAGAUGACGGCGCUGAUGAGCACUCGGCUCUGUAAGCAGCUCACCUCGUGGGUCCGAAGGCCAGGGGAUUCUUUGGAGCUGAGCCCUGAGAGGCUGGCAGAAGCCAUGGACUCUGGACAGGACCUCCGGGUCUCCUGCCUCAACACGGAGCAAACAAGACAUCUCCAGGCCUCCCUGAGUCGCUUGCACCGGGUGGUACAGCACGCCCGGGCCCAGCACGUGAGGCUCCUGGUGGAUGCUGAGUACACCUCCCUGAACCCGGCACUCUCUCUGCUGGUGGCUGCCCUGGCCACGCGCUGGAACAGCUCCGGGGAAGGCGGGCCCUGGGUGUGGAACACUUACCAGGCCUAUCUGAAGGACACCUACGAGCGGCUGAGGCGGGACGCUGAGGCCGCAGACAGGGCUGGCCUGGCCUUUGGGGUGAAGCUGGUACGAGGGGCGUAUCUGGACAAGGAGAGAGAGAUGGCCCGGCUCCAGGAAACCGAAGAUCCCACUCAGCCUGACUAUGAGGCUACCAGUCAGAGUUACAGCCGCUGUCUGGAGCUGAUGCUGACCCAGGUGUCCCAUCGUGGCCCCAUGUGCCACCUCAUGGUGGCUUCCCAUAAUGAGGACUCUGUUCGCCAAGCAACCAAGCGCAUGUGGGAGCUGGGCAUUCCUCCAGAUGGGCCAGUCUGCUUUGGACAACUUCUGGGGAUGUGUGACCAUGUCUCCUUGGCACUGGGGCAGGCUGGCUAUGCUGUGUACAAGUCCAUCCCCUAUGGCUCCCUGGAGGAGGUGAUCCCUUACCUGAUCCGGAGGGCCCAGGAGAACCGAAGUGUACUACGGGGUGCCCGCAGGGAACAGGAGCUGCUCAGCCAAGAACUUCGGCGGAGGCUGCUGGGGCGGGGCCUGAGGGUAUCCCCCCAUUAGCACCCUCAGGAGUCACGUGGUGAAUAAAGUUCUUGAGCUAUUGCCCAGGCAGCUGCUUUGCA
Molecule: messenger RNA, 1539 nt
Organism: Capra hircus (goat)
Lineage: Eukaryota; Metazoa; Chordata; Mammalia; Artiodactyla; Bovidae
Gene: PRODH2
Product: proline dehydrogenase 2
Exons: 10
Coding region: 92-1477 (461 amino acids)
Cellular component (GO): mitochondrion
Molecular function (GO): proline dehydrogenase activity; FAD binding
Source: RefSeq, a predicted model, not a curated record